This is a messenger RNA of Naegleria fowleri, 981 nucleotides long. RefSeq lists its product as uncharacterized. Gene Ontology annotation, molecular function: phosphate transmembrane transporter activity. Gene Ontology annotation, cellular component: mitochondrial inner membrane. Lineage: Eukaryota; Heterolobosea; Eutetramitea; Acrasida; Naegleriidae. The transcript is spliced from 2 exons. Bases 1 to 981 code for a protein of 326 amino acids. Gene Ontology annotation, biological process: mitochondrial phosphate ion transmembrane transport. The record is from RefSeq and is a predicted model, not a curated record.
AUGCAAACCAGUCAACCACCACAGGCAAUUCUCACUUCUUCCAAACAACAACAACAAUUACCUUUGACAUUUCUUGGAGAUAAUUUGUAUGUGAGAUAUGGAAUAGCAGGAGGUUUGAGUGCAUUCUCGACCCAUGCCAUUAUGGUUCCUUUGGAUGUCGUUAAAACUCGAAUUCAAAUCGAGCCCACCAAAUACAACAAGGGAAUGGUUUCAGCUUUUCAAACCGUUUUGCAACAAGAUGGUAUGAAAGGACUCACUUUGGGCUUCACUGCCACGGCCUUUGGUUACUUUAUUCAGGGCGCAUGUAAAUUUGGAUUCUUUGAAGUGAUCAAGCAAGGAAUCAUGAAUCGGAUUGGAAAGGAACGAGUGAUGAGUGGCGAUUUGAAAUAUUUGCAAUUUCCAAUUUAUGUCUCUGCGUCGGCAUUGGCUGAAGCCAUUGGAACAGUCAUGUUGAGUCCAUGGGAAGCCAUUCGUAUCAAAACAGUGAAUCAACCUGAAAAGUAUGGCUCUAUGAAUGUUUGGAGAGGACUUGCCACGAUUGCACGAGAAGAAGGUGUUUUGAAUGGUUAUUUCAGAGGUCUUGUGCCAAUUCUUCUCAAACAAGUACCCUACACAGUGACUCAACUCACUGUGUUUAGUUAUGCCACCGAGUAUUUCUAUCGUGGAUUGUUACCACAUUUUGGCAAAUCAAAGAAUGAUUUGAAUACUUCACAACAAUUGAAUGUGAGUUUGGUCUGUGGUGUGAUCGCAGGUCUCACAAGUGCCAUCGCUUCACAUCCUGCUGAUACGUUGUUGUCGCUCGUGAACAAACCAGGAGAGACGAGAAGUGUUUUGGAAAUUUUGAAAAGCAUUGGUUUUAGGGGAGUUUGGGCUGGCAUUGUUCCAAGAUGCAUCAUGGUGAGCACUUUGAGUGCUGCCAUGUUUUUGGUGUACGAUGGAACGAAGGUGUUUUUAGGCUUACCAACGACAGGUGGAAAGUAA